Molecule: messenger RNA, 907 nt
Organism: Engraulis encrasicolus (European anchovy)
Lineage: Eukaryota; Metazoa; Chordata; Actinopteri; Clupeiformes; Engraulidae
Gene: hpca
Product: hippocalcin
Exons: 5
Coding region: 284-865 (193 amino acids)
Molecular function (GO): calcium ion binding
Source: RefSeq, a predicted model, not a curated record
CAACACAAUAGAAUCCAUUGGCAGAAGGCUGUGCAGAAACGAUAGGCUACACUGUAUCCUUAAAGCUGCCAGUUCUCUUCUUCUCUCCCGGGGCAUCUGACGGUAACAUGGUUUGUCAGUCGCAGCAGCAGUAGUCCAACAGCAGCCUUUAGAUAGGGCACAAGCCACACGAAUCUUCAUUUUGCUUGUGUGAGCACUGGAGAUUAACACAAGACCUUUUGUUCUUGCAAACGAUUUGAGGAGCUCUGUCCCGUGUUGCUCCUGACACCACAGACUUGUCGCCAUGGGGAAACAGAACAGCAAACUCCGUCCGGAAAUACUGCAGGACCUCCGGGAGAACACAGAAUUUUCCGACCAUGAGCUGCAGGAGUGGUAUAAGGGUUUCUUGAAGGACUGUCCCAGUGGAACGCUCAACGUCGAAGAGUUCAAGAAGAUCUAUGCAAAUUUCUUCCCAUAUGGAGACGCCUCCAAGUUUGCAGAGCAUGUCUUCCGCACCUUCGACACAAACGCAGACGGGACGAUAGAUUUCCGGGAAUUCAUCAUCGCGCUGAGUGUGACAUCACGUGGAAAACUGGACCAGAAGCUCAAGUGGGCGUUCAGCAUGUACGACCUGGACGGCAAUGGCUACAUCAGUCGCGACGAGAUGCUGGAGAUUGUACAGGCCAUCUAUAAAAUGGUGUCCUCGGUCAUGAAGAUGCCUGAAGAUGAAUCCACGCCAGAGAAGAGGACCGACAAGAUUUUCAGACAGAUGGACCUGAACAACGAUGGCAAGCUCUCCCUUGAAGAGUUCAUCAAGGGGGCCAAGAGUGAUCCAUCCAUCGUGAGGCUACUACAGUGUGACCCCAGUAGCGCCUCGCAGUUCUGAGCCACAAGCAAAACAAAACUAAACUAAAAACCAUGCAUGAAG